Perkinsus marinus ATCC 50983 is the source of this 161-nucleotide messenger RNA. RefSeq lists its product as hypothetical. The annotation marks the transcript as partial. The transcript is spliced from 2 exons. NCBI's taxonomy places the organism in Eukaryota, Perkinsozoa, Perkinsida, Perkinsidae. The record is from RefSeq and is a predicted model, not a curated record.
GCUCAGCAUCGUGUAUAUGUGUUGCUUGCUUUGACCAAGGCGAUCAUGAAGGUCAUGACUUCUUUAUAUCGAGAUCGGACUACGGUUGUUGUGACUGUGGUGAUGCGUAUGCGUGGAGACCCCAAGGCUUCUGUCGCCGCCAUACCGGACCUUUGCCGAAU